Messenger RNA from Batrachochytrium dendrobatidis JAM81, 456 nucleotides. RefSeq lists its product as uncharacterized. Gene Ontology annotation, molecular function: ubiquitin conjugating enzyme activity. The transcript has 8 exons. The record is from RefSeq and is a predicted model, not a curated record. Gene Ontology annotation, biological process: protein polyubiquitination. NCBI's taxonomy places the organism in Eukaryota, Fungi, Chytridiomycota, Chytridiomycetes, Rhizophydiales. Bases 1 to 456 code for a protein of 151 amino acids. Gene Ontology annotation, cellular component: nucleus.
AUGGCUCUCAAGCGCAUUAACAAGGAAUUGGCAGAUCUUGGCAGAGACCCACCAUCGUCUUGCAGUGCUGGUCCUGUUGGCGAUGACCUUUUUCACUGGCAGGCUACCAUUAUGGGUCCCAGUGAUAGUCCUUACUCUGGAGGUGUCUUUUUCCUCUCCAUUCAUUUCCCUACAGACUAUCCAUUCAAGCCUCCCAAGGUCAACUUCACUACAAGGAUAUAUCACCCCAAUAUCAACAGUAAUGGAAGCAUUUGUCUAGAUAUUUUAAGAGACCAAUGGUCUCCUGCGUUGACAAUAUCUAAAGGCAAGCAUGCUUUUCUUUUGUCCAUUUGCUCAAUGCUAACUGAUCCUAAUCCUGACGAUCCUCUUGUUCCUGAAAUUGCUCAUGUGUACAAGACUGAUAGGGCCCGAUAUGAAUCCACAGCACGAGAGUGGACUCGCAAAUACGCCAUGUAA